AUGGCCUCAAAUAUCCUCCAGAUUCCCUUCCGCCGCUCGCACACUGUCUCCCUCUCGACCGCCUUGACCCAAUACAUUUCCACCAAAUAUGACCAGCGCCCUGACAUGUUUGCAGAUGACUUGCUCAUUAUCGAUCGGUUACGAAAUGAGGCCAUAAACGUGCAGGAACCACAUGUCAGCGGAAUCAGCCGGCUGGUUACUUACGCCGCGCAACUGAAAUGGCUUGGGGGAAAGUUUCCAGUUGAUGUCGGGGUCGAGUUCCCCUGGUAUCCUGCUUUUGGGUUCAACACAAGUCGGCCAGUCUCACAGGAUAACAUCCGCUUCGAGCUGGCAAACGUCAUCUUCAACCUCGCCGCACUCUACUCCCAGCUCGCCUUCGCCGUAAACCGCACAACAACCGACGGUCUCAAGCAAGCAUGCAACUAUUUCUGCCAGGCAGCCGGUAUCCUAGCACACCUCCGAACAGACAUCGUCCCUGACAUGCGCUCCGCCCCGCCGGAAGACAUGGACGAGAUGACCCUCCGAAGCCUGGAAGAGCUGCUCCUCGCACAAGCUCAGGAAUGUUUCUGGCAGAAGGCCGUGAUGGAUGGGCUAAAGGAUGCAUCAAUUGCACGACUCGCGGGCCAAGUGUCGGACUUUUAUGGCGAUGCGUGCGAUCACGCCGUCAAGUCGAAUGCGAUCAGCCCCGAAUGGAUCCACCAUAUGACGGCGAAACAGCAUCAUUUUGCAGCUGCAGCGCAGUAUCGCCAGUCGCUGGAUUGCCUGGAGAAGCGCAAGUAUGGAGAGGAGGUGGCACGGUUACGGGACGCUGUGGCUUGUGUGAAUGAAGCGCUCAAAGAGAGCCGGUGGAUCAAUCGCACGGUGCUGGGUGAUUUGCAGGGGUUAAAGAAUAGAGUAACGGAGGAUUUGAAGCGCGCCGAGAAGGACAACGAUAUGAUUUAUCUCAACCCCGUGCCGCCCAAGUCGGAGCUCAAGCUUAUUGAUCGGGCGUGUAUGGUUGCGGCUAAGGCGCCGUCGCAGGUCACGGACGCAAUCUCGAUGCUGGGGGAAAAAGGGCCGUUGGGACAGCCGCUCUUUUCGAAGCUCGUCCCGUAUGCCGUGCACAUUGCGGCGAGCAUUUACUCGGACAGGAGAGACCGUCUUGUCAAUGAGCGGAUUAUCGGCGAAUUGGAGAACAUGACGGACAAGCUACGCGAUCUACUAUCAUCGCUCAAUCUCCCCGGCUCGCUGCAAGCCCUUGAGAAGCCCCUGGGCCUGCCGCCAUCACUGGUCGCCCAUGCCGAAGAAAUGCGUCAACAAGACGGCCUCAACCGCCUCCGCAAGUCCCUUCUCGACAUCGCCAAAGUCAAAUCCAACGACCGCGCCGUCUAUACCGAAGGCGUGGAACUCCUCGCCGCUGAAAAAGCUGAGGACGACGCUUCGCGCCGGAAAUUUGGCACCGACCGCUGGACGCGCGAGGCCUCUGAAGCCGCCGCUCCUAAACUCUACACCACCGCCCGGGAAAUCGACGGCUACUUCACCUCAGCGCAGAGCAGUGACAACCUGGUUGAGCAGAAACUGCACGACUCGGAAGCUGUCUUUCGCGUUUUGACCGGCACGAAUCGCGACCUUGAGGCUUUUGUCCCAAGUAGUCGACGCGCAACGAUACCGCCUGAAGUCGAACGCGAGGUGAGUCGGCUCCGCAGCUGCAUCAGCGAAGUAAAUCGACUCGAAAGCCGGCGAAAGCGCAAGGCUCAGGCCGUCAAGGACAAAGCGCGCGCGGACGACAUCAGUUCUGCACUUGUCCGCGAGGCAGCACGUUUAGAGCGCGAGUUCCCAAUGCAGGCUAUCCAGGCUAGUCAAUUCGAGGACCUCUUUGAAUCACGACUGCGCGAUUACGACGUCGAUCUAGAUAUGGUUGCGCAGGAGAUGCACGAUCAGGAUCAGAUCGUCGCGCAGGUGCGGGACGCGAAUCGUGCGUUUACGCGCGCCCAUACGGGUGAUGCUUCUACAAAGGAGCGUGAGAAGGCGCUCCAGGAGCUGGAGAACGGGUACCUGAAGUAUAAGGAGAUCAUUUCAAAUAUCGAAGUCGGACGGAAGUUCUAUAAUGAUCUCGCGAAGAUCGUGGGGCGGUUCAGGGAUGAUGUCAAGGCGUUUGUGCAUAAGAGGCGUAUGGAGGCUAGUCAGCUUGAGCAGGACAUAUCCAGCGUCGCCGCAAUGGCAUCCCUGAAUAUCUCGCCUAUCAGGCAACCACCCCAGCAAACGGUAGUUUCAGCCCCAGUUUCAGUCUCUGCCGCGGCGUCAGUUCCAGCGCCGACACAUUUUAAUCCAGUCAAACCCCAACCUCAACCUCCGUCGCAGGCAAUCCCACCACAGUCACAACCACAACCGCAACCGCAACCCCUGCGGACACCUCUAACAGCGCCCCAGCCAACACGCAGCGUUCCGCAAGUGACGCCAGGGAUGUGGUCCCCUGAAAUGGGAAUACGCUUUGGGCCGGGGGGUACGACGGCCCAGCAGUCUCAGCAAACGUGGGAUCCGUCGAAGGGGAUGAAGUUCUCAUGAACCUUAAUACGCUACUAAACAUAUGCUUUGAUGUAACUAAUGGUGUUAGACCAGUACAUACUUGCAUACAUACACGCACA
This is a messenger RNA of Aspergillus nidulans FGSC A4, 2624 nucleotides long. Its product is annotated as protein palA. The transcript is spliced from 6 exons. The coding region runs from base 1 to 2544 and encodes 847 amino acids. NCBI's taxonomy places the organism in Eukaryota, Fungi, Ascomycota, Eurotiomycetes, Eurotiales, Aspergillaceae. The record is from RefSeq and is a predicted model, not a curated record.